Messenger RNA from Amoebophrya sp. A25, 3235 nucleotides. Lineage: Eukaryota; Dinophyceae; Syndiniales; Amoebophryaceae. The record is from the annotation of a GenBank genome assembly.
GUAGGGUCUUCAUAAUGCAUUCUUUCAUCAAUGAUAACAAAGAUAAUACGCACUAAGUAAUAGCCAUUUCUUCAUAAAUACUAGACUUCAGCGCCCAAUAGCUCUCCCUCCACUAGAAUCCUCCACCUCCUUCAUGCAUUUCCUCCGCCAAGACGCGCCCCCCCGCUCCUCUUCCGCCAGGUCGCGGCGCUUUCUUCUUGGCGGAGUUGAUCGGCGGAAGAGGAGUCGGGGCAGAGGCGCCGCGGGAUUUGACAGAGGAGGCCGCUGCCCUGAGUUUUUUGAGGUGUUUCUGGGUUUGUCUGCUUUUGAAUGUCGUGGAAGUUCUUGGAUUGGAGGUCUUGACCUGAGUGCAGCGCGUUACGCUUAAGCUUUUUAGGAUGGGGGCUUCACUCCCUGGGGCGAGUUUGAAGCUUUUGGCUUGCAGCUUGAACUGAAGCCCAUGGCUUUCGGCGAAGCUCUAGGCCUAAAGCUUCGCACGUGGCGCUUGGAUUUUGAGGCUUUGGAUUUGCAAGCUGAAACAGAAGCUUUGGGCGCAGAGCGUAGUCGGAUUUGGGGGGUUUUGUCUGAAGUUUUGGACUUGAGACUUCGGGUCUGAAGGCUUGGGCUUCACGCCUUGGGCGCUAUGCUUUGGACUUGAAGGCGAAGCCUUCAGCCUGAAGGCUUGGAGCUGAAUUGUUGGGCUUGAGGUGUUGGACUUGGGGCCUUGGCUUUGAAGGUUUCGGCUUGCAACCUUGGGCCCGAAGUGUUACUUAGUCUUGCGCCUGAGGCCUUGGGCUUGUGGUUUUGGUUUUGGAGUCGGGUCCUCGAAUUUGAAAAGUUUGAAACUUGGCCGCGGCUGAUAAAAUGAAAAAACUUGGCACCUACGCUAGCCCAAAAUAUUAGCAGACAUCGCUUAGAAUUUUAAUUAGAUCGCCUGUGGGCGCGAUGGAUUGGCUACAUAUUAUUGGCAGCGUAUUAGCCGAAGUUGUGAUCGUAGGCGAAUGACAUGCUGCGCCUGAGGUUUUGGAGCUGAGUGCCCGAAUUUGAAGAGUUUAACGCCUAGCCUCGGCUGAUAAAGUCAAGAGCCUUGCUACUUUAGCCCACAGUAGCGAAGCUCUCUGGCUGCACAUCACUGGCAGCGCGUUGGCUGGUGUCUUGAUCGUAGUCCAAUGACAUGCCACGCCCGAGGUGUUGGGCCUGCGUGAGGCUUUGAAAAGUUACAGCUUUGACUGUAAAAAGUUAUAAUUUUGAUUUUGGUUGGUAAAGUCAAAAACUUUGCUAUCUUAGCCCCAGCAAAGAAGGAAAGUUAUCGACUAUAUCGCUUAGAAUUUGAAUCGAGUCGCCUGCGGCCGUGAUUGGCUGUGCGUAGGCUGAACUUCGUAAGUUCAUAAGUGCAUAAGUAGUUACGAAGUCCUUAUGUUUCUAAGUUCCUAGGUUCGUAAGAAAGUUGAAGUUCCUAGGUUCAUAGGUUCCGGGUUUUGUUGUGUGAGUGUCUUGGUUCAAGUGUUUUUGGUUCGGGGGUGUGUGGUUGAGAGAUUGGAGGGGACGCUGUUGCCUUUUUAUAUAUAUUAGGGCAGUUUAUAGCACGAAUGGCGCAUGGGACGAAUGGCAUGAAUGGCACACCCCAACAGACCCCAAAUGUGUCACGAAUGGCACGAAUGGCACAGGUUGUUGACAGGGUUCCGCCAGCUGGCGCCCCUGGUCUCAUUCGCUUACCGAGUAUAUCCGUCGUAUGCAAGUGAUUCCGCCCAUGAGAGAAGCCGCACCGUUUCGACGAAGAAGGGAAGAGGUGGCGCCGAAGCAUGGCGCCCCGCCCGUAGCGGGGGGGCAGCCUUGGCACCUAGUGGAACUGUGUGAGGGAUGUGCGUUUGGCUGAGUGCAGGGUUUGGCGCCCGAAGGGCGCCCCGCGCCCGCGGGGUUCUUGGCGAUCGGCGUAGAGCAUCGAGCAGGAAGUGGCAACCCAGUGGGGAGAGCAACGCGUUGGAACGCAGGGCGCCCGAAGGGCGCCCCGCUCUCGAAGGUCUAUUUGGUCCACGAAUGGGACGAAUGGCGAGGUCGAUCGCGGUCACGGAUUGCGCCCCCGCCAUCCGUGCCAUUCGUGCCAUUCGAUCCAUGCCAUUCCAGACCUGGAACCCUUAUAAACUGCUCUAAUAUAUGUUCCAGGCGGGCGCGGGGCGACGGUGCCCCCCCUUGCGCCCUGGGCCCCUUUUGAAGGCGUCUGCGGUGGGUGGAAGGCCUCAAAAGGGGGCCCCGUGACCUCCCCUUUCCGCUCCCUUCCAGCUGCCUGGCUGUUCCCCCGGGGCCUCCGAUGGUGGUGGGAGGCUUCAAAAGGGGCCCAGGGGACCGCCUGCGCCCCCGUCCAGGUGCUUGCCUGUGCCGUAAGUGCAUCCGCUAGGCUUCGCCGCCGCAGCAGUGCGCCUGCAGCGGAAGGCCUCCGAAGUCGGCAAAAGUAAGGCGAGGGGCUGGACCCCGUGAGCCGUGCCGCCCGUACCCUCCGGGCCCUUGGUCAUCGGCUUGCUUGCUCUUCUUGCGACUGUGGCCGCCUCCGGCGGCCUUUUACCACGGAGGCCGCCCGCCUACGAGGGUCAGCAGAGGCCAGGAGGUCCCUUAGGAACACGCUGAGAGGCCCAAGGGGAGGCCCGCGCCAAGUUGUGACGCUUUCUGCCACUAGAAUCCGCGAAAAAUCCGCGCGAAAGCGCCCGCGCUCGCGCCACCACAGACCAUACCACAGGGGGGGGAGGGCCGAGGGGGGGCCGUUCGGCCUGGAGUCGUAUAGAAGCUCAGAGGUUUAUAGGUUCAUGGUUUUGUUGGGUGAGUGUCUCUGUUCCAGUGUUUUUGGUUCGGGUGUGUGUGGUUGAGAGAUUGGAGGGGGCGUUGUCGCUUUUUUCUCUAGCUCUUUAAUUUUCUUAAAUUUCAAUGUUAUCAAGCGCUCUACCUACGAGUCAACAUCAUGGUACUACUAAUAAAUGAGGAAGUCGCAAUAUCAAAGAUUCAGGAGUAUGUCUUACCGAUAACAAGGAAGUUCACAGGCAGAUCCAAGAUACUAAACACUAUAGAUAGCGAGUCAUAGCAUAAUUACUAAUAUGUGUAAGGAAAUCGUGAUUUCAAAGUAGCAAUGUGUAUUACGAGUAAGGAAGUUGUUCUCAAAACAAGAAAAAGUAAAAGAUGCUAAACACUAUACGAAUCAUGGUGUUGUCAGUAAAUAAGGACGUCGCAAUGUCGUCGCGUGAAAGACUCAGCAGUAUGCAUUACUACC